Abrus precatorius (Indian licorice) is the source of this 819-nucleotide messenger RNA. RefSeq names its product protein SPA, chloroplastic. The record is from RefSeq and is a predicted model, not a curated record. The transcript has 4 exons. Bases 16 to 567 code for a protein of 183 amino acids. Lineage: Eukaryota; Viridiplantae; Streptophyta; Magnoliopsida; Fabales; Fabaceae.
UUUUGAUUUUUAGCAAUGGCUACUCUUUCUUACUACACUCUUAUUCAUCCUCUAUCUUCUUCUUCUUCUUCUUCGAACUUGGUUCACCUUUGUCCAUGUUCUUCUACCUCUUCUCACGCUCUUCCCCGACCCAAGUUCCAAUUCCCCUCCAAACGAAGACGCAAAGCAACCAAGCCCAAGCUUUUGAUGAUCAUCGAUCCCAUUUUGCUGUUUAACGGCGUUGGCACCACUUUGUAUUUCGAUACGCAAACACUUCUCGCCACUGUUAGUGUUCUGGCCGCCAUUGCUCUUUCUCUCUUCCUUGGCUUUAAGGGGGAUCCGGUUCCUUGUGAGCGUUGUGGUGGCAACGGUGGAACAAAAUGUGUUUUUUGCAACGAUGGCAAGAUGAAGCAAGAUAUGGGGUUAAUUGACUGUAAAGUAUGCAAAGGCUCAGAACGAAUCAUUGGCUCACUUUCUUUUACCACCUUUAAGAGAUAUUAUAUAAUGUUGAUGUGUGAAAAUCAACAUAUUGUAUCUCCACAAGAGAAGAAAAAGAAUAUUAUACUCUUUUUCAUACCGGAAGGAUAACAUAUUCAAGGCCUUAACGGUUCUUUCCCCGUGUUUCCCCCUUAUAGGAUUGAUACUCUGCAAGAGAUGUGGAGGUUCUGGCUAUUCCCGUCGGCUAUGAGCAGUGAAUAUUCUGUUAUUUCUAAACACCAUCUGUUCUAAAAUCUGUAUAAUCUUGUAACAAUUUUAUUGUUCAUAGUGUCUUUUUUUGUGAAUUGUUUUAAUUAUGUUGCUCUGCUUCCGUUUGAUGUCUUGGCUAAUUGCUUUUUGCAU